Messenger RNA from Melopsittacus undulatus (budgerigar), 2822 nucleotides. RefSeq names its product eukaryotic translation initiation factor 3 subunit C-like. Lineage: Eukaryota; Metazoa; Chordata; Aves; Psittaciformes; Psittaculidae. Gene Ontology annotation, biological process: translational initiation. Bases 91 to 2754 code for a protein of 887 amino acids. The transcript has 21 exons. Gene Ontology annotation, molecular function: RNA binding; translation initiation factor activity; translation initiation factor binding. Gene Ontology annotation, cellular component: eukaryotic translation initiation factor 3 complex. The record is from RefSeq and is a predicted model, not a curated record.
GCGGGAAAAGGGGGCGGGGCUUCCUCUGGGCUCCGCUUGCGUCACUUCCGGCCGCACCAGCCUGCGCUGAGCCGCGUGAGAGGCUCCAUCAUGUCUCGCUUCUUCACCACCGGCUCCGACAGUGAAUCUGAGUCCUCAGCCUCUGGGGAUGAGCUGACCCCGAAGCCAGCGGGGGGCAACUACAGCAAGCCCCUGUUGCUGAGUGAGGAUGAGGAGGACACGAAGCGCGUGGUGAGGAGCGCCAAGGACAAGAGGUCAGAGGAGCUGUGCUCCAUCAUCCGCGCCCUCCGGAACGCCAUGAAGAUCAAGGAUGUCUCUCGCUGCCUCGAGGACUUCGAGCUCUUGUCUCGUGCAUUCAACAAGGCCAAGGGGGUCCUGGAGCGGGAGGGACCCCCCAGGUUCUACAUCCGCAUCCUGGCUGACCUGGAGGAUUACCUGGCGGAGCUAUGGGAGGACAAGGAGGGCAAGCGCCGCAUGAACAAGAACAAUGCUCGAGCUCUCAGCUCCUUGCGCCAGAAGCUCAGGAAACACAACCGGGAGUAUGAGGCUCAGAUUGCAGCCUAUAGACAGAACCCGGAGCUCUCGGAUGAGGAUGAGGAGAAGAGGAGCCAGGACUCAGAGGGCUCCUCCCCCUCCCCCUCCUCCUCAGGGGAUGAAGAUGAUGCUGGAACCUUCCUCAAGAAGAGGGAUGAGGGACGGAGCCGAUUCCUGAAGGGCUCCGCCUCCCCCUCCCCCUCCUCAGGCUCGGGUGGGGGUUGGGGCUCGUCCGGCUCCGGCUCCGGCUCCGAAGAGGAGGAUGAGGGGGGGGAGGGGAAGGGAACAAACCUGCAGCUGGCCAGUAGGUUCCUGAAGAGGGAUGAGGAGCGCCGGGGGGGGGCUGAGCGCCGCAGGGCUGAGCGCCGCCGCAAGAGAGCCCCAAGGAGCCGCCGGGAGGAGGAGGAGGAUGAGAAUGAAGGAGGUGAAUGGGAGAAAGUGAAGGGAGGAGCCCCAUUGGUCAAGGAGAAGCCCAAGAUGUUUGCUAAGGGCACUGAGAUCACUCCUGCUGUGGUGCUCAAGAAGCUCAAUGAGAUCCUGCAGGCUCGGGGCAAGAAGGGCACUGACCGCGCAGCCCAGAUUGAGCUCCUGCAGCUGCUGGUGGCUGUGGCCAAUGAGAACGGACUUGGGGCUGCCCUAGAGAUCAAGAUCAAGUUCAGCAUCAUUGCCUCUCUCUAUGACUACAACCCCAACCUGGCCACGUACAUGAAGCCGGAGCUCUGGCAACGCUGCCUCAGCUGCAUUGAGGAGCUCCUGGAUGAGCUGUUCCAGCAUCCAGAGAUCUUCAUAGGGGAGAACAUCCUGGAGGAGUCCGAGAACCUCAGUAACCCUGACCAGCCCUACCGCGUCCGCGGCUGCAUCCUGACCCUGGUGGAGCGAAUGGAUGAGGAGUUCACCAAGAUCAUGCAGAACACGGACCCACACUCACAAGAGUACGUGGAGCAGCUGAAGGACGAGGCUCGCGUCUGCUCCAUCAUCUCCCGGCUCCAGCAGUACCUGCAGGAACAGGGAUCCCCUGAGGAGCUGUGUCGGGUUUACCUGAGGCGCAUCCUGCACACGUACUACAAGUUCGAUUAUGGGAUGGCAGCCGACGGCAGUGAGGACUCUGCCUCCCUCAUGGACAGACUCUGCAAGUUCAUCUACGCCAAGGACAGGACCGACCGGAUCCGGACGUGCUCCAUCCUGUGCCACAUCUACCACCAUGCUCUGCACAGCCGCUGGUACCCGGCCAGGGACCUCAUGCUCAUGUCCCACCUGCAGGACAACAUCCAGCACGCGGACCCCCCCGUGCAGAUCCUGUACAACCGCACCAUGGUCCAACUGGGCAUCUGCGCCUUCCGCCAGGGCCUCAUCAAGGACGCCCAUAAUGCCCUAUUGGACAUCCAGUCCUCGGGUCGAGCCAAGGAGCUGCUGGGUCAGGGUCUGCUGCUCCGGAGCCUCCAGGAGCGGAACCCGGAGCAGGAGAAGGUGGAGAAGAGACGUCAGGUCCCGUUCCACAUGCACGUGAACCUGGAGCUGCUGGAGUGUGUGUACCUGGUGGCCGCCAUGCUGCUGGAGAUCCCAUACAUGGCAGCACAUGAGUUCGAUGCCAGGAGGAGGAUGAUCAGCAAACAGUUCCAUCAUCAGCUCAGGGUGGGGGAGAGGCAGCCCCUGCUCGGCCCCCCCGAGUCCAUGCGGGAACAUGUGGUAGCCGCAUCCAAGGCCAUGAAGAUGGGAGACUGGAGGAGCUGCCACCGAUAUGUGGUCAAUGAGAAGAUGAAUGGGAAGGUCUGGGACCUGUUCCCGGAGGCUGACAAGGUCCGAGCCAUGCUGGUCAGGAAGAUCCAGGAGGAGUCUCUGCGCACCUACCUGUUCACCUACAGCAGCGUCUAUGACUCCAUCAGCAUGGAGAUCCUGUCGGCCAUGUUCGAGCUGGACCUGCCCACAGUGCACAGCAUCAUCAGCAAGAUGAUCAUCAAUGAGGAGCUCAUGGCCUCCCUGGACCAGCCCACCCAGACGGUGCAGAUGCAUCGAACUGAGCCCAGUGCUCAGCAGAACUUGGCCCUGCAGUUGGCUGAGAAGUUGGGGACACUCAUGGAGAACAAUGAGAGAGUCUUGGACCAUAAACAGGGAUCAUAUGGGGGAUACUUCAGAGAUCAGAAGGACGGAUACCGCAAAGGGGAUGGAGGAUACCUGAGACGUGGAGGCUACCGGCAACAGGAGCGAGGCUCCAACUACUGACCCAUAGAGCCCCAUAGCCUGACCCAUAGCCUGCUCCAUAGCCUGACCCAUAGCCUGCCCCAUAGCCU